Messenger RNA from Lytechinus pictus (painted urchin), 4576 nucleotides. Its product is annotated as sodium-dependent lysophosphatidylcholine symporter 1-like. Gene Ontology annotation, cellular component: plasma membrane. Bases 856 to 2466 code for a protein of 536 amino acids. Gene Ontology annotation, biological process: carbohydrate transport. The transcript is spliced from 14 exons. Gene Ontology annotation, molecular function: symporter activity. Lineage: Eukaryota; Metazoa; Echinodermata; Echinoidea; Temnopleuroida; Toxopneustidae. The record is from RefSeq and is a predicted model, not a curated record.
GGACUAUCACCUUUCUAAACCAGCAGUAAACUUUAUUUCACUUCGAUGCUACUAGGAAUAGUUAAACUGUGCGUACCUGUAUAACUAGUUUGCCUUCCAAACGUCACAAAGACUGCUCUCAAAGCCAAAGCUUCUUUGAAACAGUUCGAGUUAUGACUUGAUGCGGGAAAAUCCCAAUGAAACUGACUCAAUUAGGCCUGAUCUGUGAUGAAACACUUACGCCUCGACAAGCAUCAAAACAACUUAUGACGCUUUUCAAGUGAUUUACUUAAUAGUACCACUCAGCCGUGCAACUAAUAAUGAGGAAUUAUCUGCAGUUCUGCGGCAUUAUAUCAAGGUCUGAAUAAAAAGGUUUGUUUUGAUUCUAUCGCACGACCUGUCUUGAAAGUUAUUUCGACGCCUAUUAUAAAAUAGAGUCUUAACAAAGGAGACUGUACAAAAGGAUAAAAGUGCAGCGCAUAUUUUCGGGUGAUUUAUCCAGCGCAACGAUUUUUUUUUUAAAGUACUACCUGCUGCAUCUGAAAAGUACCAUCUUUGGCUGGCUGGCAGGCAAACUUCGGCUCCCGUGCACAUGUAACAUUAUAUCGUACGGGUUAGGUAUAAGGUUUGGCAAGGGUAGGGAGCUUUAUAUACAUCUCCUCCAUAACAGAGUGCAACGAUUUCUGUGCUUUGCAAAGAGGCGAUCCAAGGACCAGGGACUGUCAACUUUUUACCAAGAUAACACCGAGGCAGUAUACAUACGAGCAACUUUCGGUGGCGAAUAAAGCUGCAGUGACAAGGUCAUCCACUCUUUGGUGAACUUAAUGAUGUAAAUGGUGCAAACUUGAGCUUAACAGUAAAGACACGUCAUCGACCAUGUCCAUGAGUAAAUCAACGCUUGACUUCAUUAACGAGGAAAACUCAUCCGUUGAGGAGACGACGCCACUGGCGCCUUCGAAGCCCCCAACGGGCAAGCGGAAAUCUCGUCGCCUGAAGGUGCGGGAGAAGAUAUGUUAUGGCCUUGGAGGAAUGCCCUACCAGCUUACAAACACAGUCAUCGGGUUCUAUAUCUCUGUCUUCUUAUUAGACACAGCUCAGAUCAAACCAUCAUCAGCUAGUGCUGUAAUAUUCGCCGGUCGCUUCUGGGAUGCCAUCACCGAUCCAUUCGUUGGUUAUCUUGUUAUGAAAACAGAUACACGAUUUGGAAAGUUAAAACCAUGGAUGUUAUUUGGUGCUCCCGCCGCCGCGGUGCUCUACUUCUUCAUCUGGUUCGUACCAGAGUUUGACCGGGAGCCUUAUCUGAUGGCCUGGUACCUUCUGUUUUACUGUGGCUUUGGGACAAUGCUGUCGCUAUACUACAUGCCAUACUCAACUUUAACGUUCUAUCUCACUGAAAGCCAAGCAGAAAGAGAUUCCGCCACGCUUUAUCGAAUGGUUUGUGAGGUCGCAGCGAAUUUGUUGGGCAACCUCAUUAUGGGGCAGACGGUACUAGCCUAUACAAAGGACUCCGAGAGACCGAGUUGCGAUCACAAUACGACCUCCAACUCCAGCGACACCUCAUCAUAUCUCGAGCAAGAGGAAAAAGGUUACAGCGUCGGGGCACUGUGUAUCUGUAUAGUGUUGUUGCUCAGUUCUUUCUGUACUUUAAUUGGAACAACAGAGAAGAAAAUUAAGAAGAAAAACAAUGAAGAAGAGCAGAAUUUCAUGACAGGACUCAAAAUGGUUUUGACUUUCAAACCAUAUCUUACACUUAUGAUCUCAUUCCUGUGUCUUCUUCUUUCAGUUAUGACGGUCCAAGGAAAUUACGCGCUGUUCAUCAAGUAUGCAAUGGAAGAAGACGAUUAUCAAAACUUUAUCAUCGUUAUCAUAUUCUGUGGGUUUGCGCUCAUGCCUCUGUGGCAAUUAUUUUUAAAGAAAUUUGGAAAGAAGGCAGCUUUAUAUGUUGGGACAUUGGCAAACAUCCCUAUGUUCUUAGGACACGCCUUCCUCCCUCCUGGUAACGCUUGGGCUCUUUAUGUUUUCGGUGUAUUGGCGGGAAAUGCUGUCGCUGUGGUUAUGCUUGUACCGUGGUCAAUGGUUCCCGAUGUCAUUGAUGACUUCGUCAUAAAGACAGGAAAUACAUACGAAGCUGUAUUCUACUCGUUCUUCGUUAUGUUCACUAAGAUGGGAGCGGGAUGUGCACUGGCGGUUUCGACAUUAGCCCUGGGCGCAUCUGGCUACGAGUCGGGAGCAUGUGAACAGCCCGAGUCGGUCGCCUUCACCCUCCGACUUCUCGUGUCAGCCGUGCCCGUCGGGUGUACAAUCGUAGGAUUCAUCUCGCUAGCAUUUUACCCCAUCACGGAAGAACAGAGGAAAAAGAAUAAAACCAUCCUCGAAAUCUGGAGGGACGACAAAGAUGAGAGACGACGAACGACGGUACUACGAUCAAAGGAAGCUCGUGAUCGUACCCGAUCGAUACGAACAUACUCUACGACCGUCGUCAUGUAACAUCACAACAUACGUCGGCAUUCUGAAUUGAUAUACUAAAUGUAGAUUAAUUUCAUUGCAAUAUUCGAUGUGUUAUUUAAACCCAAGUUGUUCACCUGCAUAUAUAGGUUACGAAAAUACUUAGUGUAAUUUUUUUUUUUUUUGAGGGGGGGGGUGUAUUUUGCAGAAGUCGCAAUAUUAUGUAUAGCUAUGCAAUUUUAGACAAAAUAGGUGAAGGUCGUUAAAAAUAUAACUUGCUUUAAUCACCUGUAGAGUACAUUUAGAAUAUUGUUACAGUUGACGAAUAGUUUAAUAGGGAAUUAAAAUAGAGGAAUAUUCAUGGGAUCUUUGGAAAAUGAUUGAUUUUACAAAUACAAUGUCGGUAUUUCACUAAGACGACAUGGAUUUGUUCAAACAUCAGUAGAAUUUCUGUAAAAUUAUGGUCGUUUAUAAUAAUGUCAAGUUAAAAUCAACCUUGACGAGUAGUCGUUGGUGGAAAUAAAUACACAUUUUGUAUUCAACGAAUUUCGUCUAAUAACAAUGAAAACAAUUUAUUUUAAUAUUGGGAAUGGAGAAAAGCAUCGAAUAUAACAUUCCGUGUUAGUAUGAAAUGUUAUAUUCUCGUAUGAUUCCUCUAACACGAUUAUGACGAUCGAAGAGGUAUUUUCGUGAUUUGGAGGGGGUUUUUCUACAUAAAAGUAAGUUGUAUUUAGAUCAAAAUGUGCAACUAUUGGUUAUAUAAACCUAUAGAGUUCAACUUUUAAUCAAUGUUUUUUGUUUUGUUUUUUCGUAUAUAUGAUUUUGCCCUGUAGAUGGACUAUUGGAUAAUUCAAAGUGCUUUUUAAGUUCUAUAUUAUAUAUUGCUCAUUUUGUUAUCUUUACAUUGUAUUAUCGACGUAAAUUUAGACAGCAAUAUGGAGUUUUCGCUGCGCGAUGCAUGACGUAUUCAAGAACGCAGUAAAUGACAAAACAAAACAGCUGGCAGGUCUUUGUAGAAAAUUGGUGAAAAGAAACAGCAGUUUCGUCCAAAGUUUGAGCUGACAAAAAAUUGCAAAUCAUUUUAUCCAGAGUCCGGGAUGUAGCUGCUGUUUUGAUUCACCACUUUUGGACAAAGACUUCUUGGUUGUUCAUGAAGGGCAAUUGACAUUUUUCUAUGUUCUUGAUUCGUCCCGUGUGUCAUGGAGCAAAAACUCUCUAUCGAAUGCCCUAGAGAAAAUGAGCGGGUUUCAUAAGGAGUUACCACUAUGGUAACUUUGCCGUUAUAUCAAUAGAGUACCGAAGCGAUAACGUCAGUUGCCAUGGUGUCAUGGCGGCCUGGUUCUAAACAAAACUAAACCGGGGGCCGUUUCAUAAAGUAAGUCCAACCAAACAAAAGGUUGAUUUGAAUAAUAAGAAAAAAAAAACAUUGUUGCAUUGCAUCAAGUGGCCCUGGACUGUAUGUUGCCACAGCGUGAUGUACAAUCAUUGUACACAUAAUUUCCCUCUCCAGCAUUUUCCCAAUUCAAAGGCUAUACUUCAUAAUCCAAUCGAAUGUUUUUCCUUCUGUUAAGGGGGCAUUAUUGUCACGUAAUGUCCAUCAUAUUUAUUACAAAUUAUUUUUAUGAUGUAAAUAUUUCAAAGCAAAACUACAAAUAUAACUUCAACUUAGUCAUUUAAACUUACAGGUAUGUCUGAGCUUAAAUGCAUUUAGGACACGUAUAAAACAAGUAUGUAUCGAUUUACCUAGCUUUCUGUAGAGAAAUAUGAUUUAGACAUUUCAUUCACAUUUGUGAGGUCACAAAAAUUAGCUAUCAUUGGAGUUAUUCCCCGAUUUUUUUCUUAUAUUUUUUUCUUAUUUUCAGUUUCGUUUCUUCUCUCAUUUUGCUUUUUUUUAUUUUUAGGCCUCCAUCAAUAUAACAUUUCUAGCUUUAUAUGAAUGUAUCCUACAUUGUUUUGGUGAUAAUUUAUUGAUAAUCUUUGCUUAUUAUAAGUUACAGUGUACAGUCACAAAAAAAUGAAAUUUGUACAUUUUGAAUAUCAGUGCCAUUUUGAAUUUGUUUAUUUGUAUCUGGAAAAUAUGUUGAUAAAUGAUUAUGAAAUGUAUGGUCGUGAAAAGGCAGAAAAUUUAUAAACACACAACAUAUAUAUGUUA